CAAGCGAACAAGUAACUAACAAACAAACAAAAACUCAUCUAUCUAUCCAUCUCUUUCAGUAUAUAUUAUAACCCACAAAAUUUGAUAGAAAUAUUAAAGCCCUCUUUGCUUUGAAGAUUGAUCAUCAUUCAUUCAUAAGAUGGAUUGUGAUGAAAAUAAUCAACAAAGAGGUGGGCCUUGUGGAGCUUGCAAGUUCUUGAGAAGGAAGUGUGUGAAGGGAUGCAUAUUUGCACCAUACUUUGACUCAGACCAAGGAACUUCACACUUUGCUGCGGUGCAUAAGGUUUUUGGUGCAAGCAAUGCAUCUAAGCUUCUCAUGAGGAUCCCUCCUCAUAAGAGGCUUGAUGCUGUUCUCACUCUUUCUUAUGAGGCUCUUUCUAGGGUUAGAGACCCUGUUUAUGGUUGUGUUGCUCAUAUCUUUGCUCUUCAACAACAGGUUGUGAACUUGCAAGCAGAAUUAACAUAUGUUCAGGCCCGUCUUGCUACAAUGCAUCGCAUCCCUAUAGCUGCUGCUGCUGCUUCACCACCAACUCUUCAUUCAUCAUCAUCCUUAGAUCACUUGGCAUCAUCAAAUGCUGACUUGCAAAAUGCCUCUAACAACAUGUCCAUGAACUUUGAUCCUCCUCCUCAACCACCACCACACUCAACAACAUUAGAAUCAAGCAGCUUCAUCAACUCAUCAGAUGAACCACCACCACCACUACUACUCGAGGAUGGGGAUCUUCAAACUUUGGCAAGAGAAUUUGUCUCUAGGUACUUGCCCGGAGUAAGAUUCCAGCCAUCUAAUAAUUCUCACUAAGAUGCCAAUGCUUUUGUUUCUAUCAAUGUCUAAGGGAAUUACAACUUGGCUUGAUUUGGUGCUUGCUAAUACUACCAAUGGUUAGAGAUGUACUGGUGCAAGUGAUUAAUACUUUCUAACAUGAAGGAUUAUGUUUAUGUAAUUACAAGAUUGGUGGCUUCACACCUUUUUAUUUGUCUAAGUACUUUGCUGCUUCUUUAGCUCUUGGUAAUUUAGAUUUGCACACUAUGGAAAAAGAAUUUCUACAUACUUCAAUAGAUGCCUAUGACCAAUGAUUCACCAAGUAUCUUACAUGUCACUAAGCUACUAGCUUAGUUAAACCAUGUUACCACAUUUGAUCAUUAUUUGCAGCACCAAUUGAUUCAGAUUUUUUUAUGGUCACUGAUCCAAUUUAAGCAAUGUAAACACCUGUUGGGAAACCUAGUAAAAAGUUAAACUAACACCUUUGUUUAUUGAGUUUAUGGCCUAUCACAAUCAUGUUAUUUUCAACUAGGAGAAGUGUAAUUUUCCAUCUUGGGAAUACAUUUCUCUAUCUCAACUAGAACAAUCUACUAGAAAAGAAAAUCAGCUACAUCAAGCUCGGAGAGGAUGGCUUUUUUAGUCUUCUUAGAAAAGCUUAAGGGUAAAGACCAUUUUCGGUCGACCGUCGAUUGUCGAUCUUACAGAAAUCCAAUCCAAUCCAAUACAACAAACAUAUCUCUUCAUCAAAGGCAUAGUCAUCUUUUUGGUAGAUAAAUGGUCAAUGCUGAUAAUCAUGAAGCAGACACACCAACCAACCACAGGAUAAUUUACAUUGAAACCACCAAAUAAUGAACCUUGAACCUUGGGAUUUGACUUCCACAAUAAUACUAUGUCCGAGUACACUCCACUCGAAAUUUUCUGUCCAUGUCUGCUGUUAUAAAACUGUGAUAAUGUUGGAACAAACCUGAGCAUAUGCUGCAAUACUUGGCAGAAACAAUGUUUUACUG
Molecule: messenger RNA, 1767 nt
Organism: Arachis ipaensis
Lineage: Eukaryota; Viridiplantae; Streptophyta; Magnoliopsida; Fabales; Fabaceae
Product: LOB domain-containing protein 19-like
Biological process (GO): hormone-mediated signaling pathway; positive regulation of DNA-templated transcription
Cellular component (GO): nucleus
Source: RefSeq, a predicted model, not a curated record